CACCCUCUGCACCCCACCACCACCACCCCUGGGUGUUUGUCCUGAGAGCUGGGAGCAGACAGGGAGAGGAGGUGCAGAAGCCAGGGCUGCCCGAGGAGAAACGAUCCCCGCCCGGGAGACAAAGGAUAGCAGGGGAGGACAGAGAGGGACGAGGGAGCGCGGAGCAGCAGGAGAGCCACACAGCCGGGGAGCAGCAGCAGGAGGAGCGCUGACAUUUACUGCGGUUCGGCAGCCGAAGAUGAGCGCGUACACGGUGACUCUGAACGGCCCUGCGCCAUGGGGCUUCAGACUACAGGGAGGCAAGGACUUCAACAUGCCCCUCACCAUCUCCAGGAUAACUCCAGGCAGCAAGGCAGCCGGCGGCAGCCUGGCCCAGGGCGACAUCAUCUCAACCAUCGAUGGGGUCAGCACUGACGGGAUGACGCACCUGGAGGCCCAGAACAAGAUCAAGUCAGCCACAACCAAACUGUCACUCACCAUGCAGAAGUCAAGACGUCCCGCACUAGUUCCCACAGCAACAACGAGAGUGGACUCACCAAUGCCAGUCAUCCCCCACCAAAAGGUCAUUGCAAACACAGCUGCAAAUAUGGAGUAUGCUCCCAGCUUCAACCCCAUAGCUCUGAAAGACUCAGCCCUGUCCACCCACAAGCCCAUUGAGGUGAAGGGUCCCGGGGGCAAGGCCACCAUCGUUCACGCCCAGUACAACACACCGAUCAGCAUGUACUCUCAGGACGCCAUCAUGGAUGCCAUUGCAGGACAGUCGCAGGCCAAGGGACACGAGGGUGAGGAAGCCGGCUCCCCCUUGGCUGGAGUCCUGCCAGUUAAGGACCCGGUGGUGGACUGUGCCUCUCCGGUGUACCAGGCGGUGAUCAGGCCAAAUGAAACGAACCCGGAAAUGUCCGAGUGGGCUCGCCGUGCCGCCAACCUGCAGUCCAAGAGCUUCAGGAUGCUGGCCCACAUCACGGGCACCGAAUACCUGCAAGACCCCGAUGAGGAAGCCCUGCAGAAAUCGAGAGAAAAGUUUGAGUCAGAGAUGAAGGGCCCCCGCUUUGCCAAACUGAAGAACUGGCACCACGGACUGUCUGCACAGAUCCUCAAUGUCCAGGAGUGAGGAGGAGAAGGAGGAGAACAUGACAAAGAAAGACAUGGACAAACACACAGGAGAAAAGAUGAGGAGGUGAUAAAUUACUGAGAAAGAGGUGGAGGAGUAAGGAGCUCCUCAGGAAUGUGGGUUAGUGUGGUAGCCUAGAUUAGUAGAAUGUGAGUUAUUAAUUGUUAGAGUGCAAUCUGUUCAUCUGUUAAUAAGCUCAAUAUUACCUGUACCUGUCCCAGUGUAUCUAUCGACUGCUAAGACCUGAUCUCACAUUUGGGUUUUUCUUUUUCCUUUCUUUCUUUCUUUCUUUCUUUUUUUUUUUCUUUUUUCUUUUUUUUUUUUUUUUUGCGGUCCUAUCUCUCUUAAAUAAAGAGAAUUGUACAAAAUAGUAUUCAGGUGAAACUGUAAAACUGAUCAUUUAACUUUUACGUCCCAGUACAUACACCACAUGAACACAGCGCAUGCUUGUGAGAAGGCACACAUAUAGACAUAUGCAC
Messenger RNA from Myripristis murdjan (pinecone soldierfish), 1590 nucleotides. It is a transcript of the gene ldb3b, whose product is annotated as LIM domain binding 3b. Lineage: Eukaryota; Metazoa; Chordata; Actinopteri; Holocentriformes; Holocentridae. Gene Ontology annotation, cellular component: filamentous actin; stress fiber; Z disc. The record is from RefSeq and is a predicted model, not a curated record. Gene Ontology annotation, molecular function: actin binding; muscle alpha-actinin binding. Gene Ontology annotation, biological process: muscle structure development; actin cytoskeleton organization; heart development. The coding region runs from base 239 to 1111 and encodes 290 amino acids. The transcript is spliced from 9 exons.